UUCGCUCUUAUAAAAUUUUAUGGACAUUUAGAAAGAAACUAAAAAUGUACGGUCGAUCUAAUAUCGUCAUAUUUUUUGUGCUGUCUGUAGCAUGGCAAGUACAUGGCGCCGAUACAACAACCACUUCUGUAAUAACUACAGAAGCUGCGACUAAUGUUACGGCAACCACUGCCGCAGCGACAACUGACUCGGCAACUACUGCCGCGGCUACUACUGAAGAUGCAACUACUGCAGCAGCUACCACUGUCGCAGCAACUACGGAAGCGGCAACUACGAAUGCGGGAACUACAAUAACGACUACUGACGCGGCCACUACCGUUACAACGACUGACGCAGCAACAACUAUAACGACCACUGACGCGGCUACUACAGUUACAACGACUGACGCAGCAACAACUAUAACGACCACUGACGCAGCCACUACCGUUACAACGACUGACGCAGCAACAACUAUAACGACCACUGACGCAGCCACUACCGUUACAACGACUGACGCAGCAACAAUUGUUACCACGACCGACGCAGCAACUACUAUAACGACCACUGACGCAGCCACUACCGUUACAACGACUGACGCAGCAACAACUGUUACCACGACCGACGCAGCAACUACUAUAACGACCACUGACGCAGCCACUACCGUUACAACGACUGAUGCAGCAACAACUGUUACCACGACCGACGUACCAACUACUAUAACGACCACUGACGCAGCCACUACCGUUACAACGACUGAUGCAGCAACAACUGUUAUCACGACCGACGCACCAACUACUAUAACGACCACUGACGCAGCCACUACCGUUACAACGACUGACGCAGCAACAACUGUUACCACGACCGACGCAGCAACUACUAUAACAACCACUGACGCAGCCACCACCGUUACAACGACUGACGCAGCAACAACGGUUACUACGACCGAUGCACCAACUACUAUAACGACCACUGACGCAGCCACUACCGUUACAACGACUGACGCAGCAACAACUGUUACCACGACCGACGCACCAACUACUAUAACAACCACUGACGCAGCCACCACCGUUACAACGACUGACGCAGCAACAACUAUAACGACCACUGACGCAGCCACUACCGUUACAACGACUGACGCAGCAACAACUGUUACUACGACCGAUGCACCAACUACUAUAACGACCACUGACGCAGCCACCACCGUUACAACGACUGACGCAGCAACAACGGUUACCACGACCGACGCAGCAACUACUAUAACAACCACUGACGCAGCCACCACCGUUACAACGACUGACGCAGCAACAACUGUUACUACGACCGAUGCACCAACUACUAUAACGACCACUGACGCAGCCACUACCGUUACUACGACUGACGCAGCAACAACUAUUACCACGACCGACGCACCAACUACUAUAACGACCACUGACGCAGCCACCACCGUUACAACGACUGACGCAGCAACAACUGUUACUACGACCGAUGCACCAACUACUAUAACGACCACUGACGCAGCCACUACCGUUACUACGACUGACGCAGCAACAACUAUUACCACGACCGACGCACCAACUACUAUAACGACCACUGACGCGACCACAACUGUUACCACUACUGACGCGACAACUGUAACGACUACCGAUGCGACAACUGUUACAACUACUGCCGCACCAACUACUGUGACUACUACUACUGUGGCGACUACUGUUACUACUACCGACGCGACUACUGUCAUGGUUUGUACAGCAGCCGGGAGAUUCGCGAACACGGCUGAUGCAACAUGCCAGACAUAUUAUAUGUGUAUUUUACAAAAUGACGGAUCGUACAGACAAUAUGAGUACAUAUGUCCUAGUAUAUCCGUCUUUGAUCCAAAUAAAGCAGUGUGCACCACCACCUCUUAUACUUGCCCAACGGCUUAAUGUUAUUCGUUAUUGAAAAUUUGAGUUGCGUUUACACUGAAUAUAUUGGUAAGUACCGAACAGAACAGAAGAAUCCGGACGAAAGUGUCAGAUGAUUCCAUUAUUGAUAUUACGUAAAUCCAAUAGUAUGUAUAUUAUGGCAGUAAGUUCAUAGGAAGGCGUUUUAAUGCUAAUUUUUCUCUUUGGGAAAAGCAACAUAAAUCUGUUAUCUAAUAAUAUGUAAACUCUUAAUAAAUAUUUAAAAGUAAUGCAUUUUAAUUAAAACUUUUGA
Messenger RNA from Papilio machaon (common yellow swallowtail), 2172 nucleotides. RefSeq names its product mucin-22-like. The record is from RefSeq and is a predicted model, not a curated record. NCBI's taxonomy places the organism in Eukaryota, Metazoa, Arthropoda, Insecta, Lepidoptera, Papilionidae. Gene Ontology annotation, cellular component: extracellular region. The coding region runs from base 45 to 1901 and encodes 618 amino acids. The transcript is spliced from 2 exons. Gene Ontology annotation, molecular function: chitin binding.